Molecule: messenger RNA, 1543 nt
Organism: Euleptes europaea (tarantolino)
Lineage: Eukaryota; Metazoa; Chordata; Lepidosauria; Squamata; Sphaerodactylidae
Gene: NSRP1
Product: nuclear speckle splicing regulatory protein 1
Exons: 7
Coding region: 11-1543 (510 amino acids)
Biological process (GO): regulation of alternative mRNA splicing, via spliceosome
Source: RefSeq, a predicted model, not a curated record
ACCGGGCAAGAUGGCGGCCCCGAGCAAGCAAUAUGGUCUUAUUUUUCCCAAGAAAGCACAACAGAAAACCUUCAUCAAACAUUCUGUCUUCAUGGAUGACUCCGAUGAAGAGACUUCAGUGGGUGAGAGUCUUCAGAGAGAAGCCCUGAAAAAGCAAGCGAUGAAACAAACCAAGCUUGAGAUCCAGAGGGCACUGGCAGAGGAUUCCACGGUAUAUGAAUAUGACAAUAUUUAUGAGGACAUCCAGCAGAAAAAGGCAGAAAGUCAUGCUGGCUCACUUCUUGCCAAAGAGGAAAAAAAGCCCAAGUACAUCCAAAAUAUCCUCAAGGCAGCUGAACUAAGGAAGAAGGAGCAGGAAAAAAGAAUGGAGAAGAAAAUACAGAAGGAGCGUGAAAUGGAAGGGGACGCAUUUGAUGACAAAGAAGCUUUUGUGACGUCGGCUUACAAGAAGAAGCUGCAGGAAAGAGCUGAAGAGGAAGAAAGGGAGAGGCAGGAGGCAGCUCUCGAGGCAUGCCUAGAUGUGACCAAGCAGAAGGAUCUCAGCGGGUUUUACAGGCACCUGCUGAACCAGUCAGUGGGAGAAGAGGAGGUGCCCAAAUGUAGCCUUCGGGAGGCCAGGGUCAAGGAAGAAAAACCUAGCAGAGAUUCCAGCGACUCCAGACAGAUGAGCAGAAGCCCAGAUGUGAAAAGAGAACCUCACAGCCCUUCGAGGGCAGACGAUAACCCAGACGUGGACAGUGAGGUGGAAACGGGUAGUUCUGAUGGGGAGGACAAUGCAGACGUUCACACAGACCACAGGAAGGGGGCCCGGCAAAGUGAAGCUGAUCCCAGCGGGGAAGAUGCCAAGCCUCGCAAGAGCCAAAGAGACUCGAGGUCAUGCAGUGAGGAGAGAGGUGGCCACUCAAAGGUGCCCGCUGCUCACCUGGAGAGGGAGGAGGGAGGAGGAAGCAGGAAGGAGAGAAAAAGGGAACCAAGGGAAAGGGACCCAGAGAGAAAACACAGAGAUCAUGACAAGGAGGAGCCCCUGAGAUCCGAGGAUCACUACAGGAGGCAAGAUGAACGGGAGAACAAACAGAGGAAGAAAGACAGGAAGGAGAGAGAAGAGUAUGACAGAGAAUCUAGGAAAGAGAGAGAGAAGUAUUCUCAGUGGCAGCAACAAGGGAAGGAAGGGCUGGCAAGCAAUAAAGACCAUGGCAAAGAUCAGGAAAGGGGAGAGAAAGGUGCCAAAGUUAGAGGGCCAAGGGAUGAGAAAGAGGAGAAGCACCCGAGGGAGAGGAAGAGCAGCAGCCCCCGGUCCUCGGUGAAAGCUGACCCCCAGGCUCUGGAAAAUGAGAGGGGAGAAGAGCAGUCGGGGGACAUAUCAGAGCUGAAACGUAAGAGUACAGGGGAGGAAACAGAGCAGGCGGAGAAACCUCCGGCCAGCCAGAACAAAUUCGCAAAGCGUAACAACGAGGAGACGGUCACCUCCGCAAGGGACCGCUUCCUGGCAAGGCAAAUGGCACGGGUGAGCACGAAAGCGUACGUUGAAAAAGAAGAGGAUUAG